AUGGCUUUGAUCUCUGAAACUUUCGACAACGGUUCUAACGGCGGCGAUCCAAACAAGAAACCCGAAGAGCUCCACAAGAACCCGCAAGAAGAAGAAGAGAAUAAAAACGAUAAACCGAUUAAAGAAGAAGAAGAAGAAGUAGAGAAUCUUCUUCCCGUGUUUACUCGAUACAUCCCAGAAGAUAUCGCCGAAAGCAUCCUCUUACUCGUCCCGAGAUGUCAUUACCCGAAGCUAUCUCUCUUCUGCAGAUCCUUUCAUAACGUCAUCUCUUCGCCGGGACUCUACCAAAGGCGCUUACAACUCGGCCUCACCGAACCGGUUCUUUAUGCUUUGAUUAGGUUCCCUCUUGCUAGUUUCAACCCGAGCUGGUUCAUUCUCAACCAUGACGUUCCAAGAAAUAUCUCUUUACGAUUAAGCGAAAUCAGUUCAGCUCCUCCUAUGAGCCCAAUGAAGCCUGAAUCUGCUGUGGUUACAAUCGGAUACAAUAUGUAUGUGAUCGGUGGAUGCGAUGAACCAGAUCAGCCCACAUCGAACGUGUUUGUCAUCGAUUGCAGAUUCCAUAGAUGUAGCUCGCUCCCGGGAAUGCAGAGGGCUCGCAGAUCCGCAGCCGCUGGAGUUAUCGACAAAAAGAUUUACGUGAUCGGAGGUUGCGAGCAGAUAGAUGAUAAUUGGAUCGAGGUGUUCGACGUAGAGACUGGGAUUUGGAGUAGUGUUGCUGGUCCAUACGAGUACAACUCUAGUAUGGUAGGAGGAGGGUUUAUGACAUCUGUGGUGAUGCAAGAAAAGAUUUACAUGUUGGAUCCUGAGUGUUGUUUGACUUAUGAACCAAGACAAGGUACAUGGCAGUCAUGGGGGUUCGGAAGUGAAUUGAAGAGAAGCUGGCACCAGUCGUCUUGUGUGGUUGAGGAUUUUUUGUGUAGUAUUAAUAGUUGCAUUGCUUCCAUAUAUCUAUACCUAUCGGUAUAUGAUCCGAAUGACAUGUUUUGGAGAGGUCUCGCUCUGAACAACGGUGUUUCUGGUUUGCCUAGCCUCAAUUAUAAUGGAUGUAAAUUGGCCAAUGUUAGUGGGAAGUUGGUGAUUUUAAACAAUACUGGCAACGAUGUUUGGUGCAUAGAGAUUGCCUUAGAAAGAUCCACAAGGACCACAUGGGACGGUCAUAUCGAGAUCGAUGGACGAGUCGUAUCAAGAUCGCAAGUGCUUACAUCCAUGAACUCACCUUUCGUUGAUCUUGCUCACUUUGUUACGUUUUGA
Messenger RNA from Camelina sativa (false flax), 1251 nucleotides. NCBI's taxonomy places the organism in Eukaryota, Viridiplantae, Streptophyta, Magnoliopsida, Brassicales, Brassicaceae. The record is from RefSeq and is a predicted model, not a curated record.